Messenger RNA from Anopheles moucheti, 3364 nucleotides. It is a transcript of the gene par-6, whose product is annotated as partitioning defective 6 homolog beta. Gene Ontology annotation, molecular function: protein binding. Bases 626 to 1570 code for a protein of 314 amino acids. The transcript has 5 exons. Gene Ontology annotation, biological process: centrosome cycle. The record is from RefSeq and is a predicted model, not a curated record. Lineage: Eukaryota; Metazoa; Arthropoda; Insecta; Diptera; Culicidae.
GCGGUCCGUGUAAUGAAGCAGUAGCGCGUUUGUGUUUUCUAUCGGUGAAAAAUUUGUUUUUCAUUUAUUAUUUGUUAGCUGCUCCGCUUAUGAACGUGCUUAAACCCCUUUCCAUACGAGUGUCCGCCUGUCUGGCGAGGUGAUACUGUGAUAAUAUAUGUCUAGAUUUGUGUGUGCUCGCUGCGUCCGAGAUGCGAAAGUGUUCCCCCGGCGAUUGUGAGUAACUUCACUCUGUUCCCAUUAUCGUGUGGCACCGUGUUUGGCAACGGGAAAGGUACAAAGGCAAGGAAAAUCCGACCAGCAAUCCGCUUUGCAUAAGUUUCACCAUCGUGUAAGUUGUGUCUCGUGAUAUCUCUACGAAAGAUCCGGAUGAAGUUUUAUGCGUGAUUUUGUCCAGCACCGUUUCCGGAGCCAACUCGGAGUAAAGAGUAAAAUUUUCGCAUGGCCAAGUACACCUUGCAAUAGAAAUCGAAAUACAUGAUCGUGACCGAAGGGAAAAAGUACGGUGGCCCACAUAGUAUUGUUCGCAUUGCUCAGUUCCGUUUUGUCCAUUGUGAGUAGUGUAAUAGUGUAAAGUUUUUAAGUUAUUCGUUGUGCGAUUUAAAUGAUUGUACAUAAGUGAAGAAUGUCGAAAAGCAAAACAGCACAUCCGAAAAUCGAUAGCGAUCGUGUAGAAAUUAAGUCAAAGUUCGAUGCUGAAUUCCGGCGAUGGUCUGUAAAACGUUCCGAACAACAUUCCUUCGAAGAGUUCCAGUCGUUAAUCGAACGGCUGCACAAGCUCGACCGCUCCCAGCUACUCGUUUCCUACAUCGAUCCGCGGGAUAACGAUUUGCUACCGAUCAACAAUGACGACAACUUUGGAAGGGCUUUAACGACGGCGCGACCCCUGCUGCGCGUAAUCAUUCAAAAGAAAGGUGACAGUAUUGAAGAACGAACGGGAUACGGUACGAUUCGACCCAGAAAUCUCAUCAGUAGCAUUCUUGGACAAACGCCGGUGAAGCCGAAAGCUUUGGCGAUAUCAAAUCCGCACGAUUUUAGACAGGUAUCCGCUAUCAUCGAUGUCGAUAUUGUGCCCGAAACAUGCCGACGAGUACGUUUGCUGAAACAUGGCAGUGAAAAACCUUUAGGAUUCUACAUUCGUGAUGGUACAUCAGUGCGAGUUACCGCUAAAGGUUUAGAAAAGCUACCCGGAAUCUUCAUUUCUCGUCUCGUGCCUGGCGGAUUAGCCGAAAGUACCGGCCUGUUGGCGGUUAAUGAUGAGGUGCUGGAGGUAAACGGUAUAGAGGUGCUAGGCAAAACGCUGGAUCAAGUGACAGACAUGAUGGUGGCCAACAGCUCUAAUCUUAUCAUCACGGUAAAACCCGCCAACCAGCGAACCCUUGCACCGCCCCGGCGCGGAUCAUUCUCGCGCAAUAGUCAGCUUUCGGGCGGGUCGCACCAGUCGCACCAUACGACGGGUUCGGACGAAAACGACCAAGAUGAUCAGGACGAGGUAGUGGACCUUAUCGAAGCGGUCACGCUAGAGGAGAGCAAUCUCAUCUCCCAAAAAGAUGGUGUGCUGCAUUUGUAGGCUCAAUUGUUUAUCUACGAUAACAUUUCCAAAUCUGUUUGUUAGGGUGCGUUCGUCAUAUCUUCUCCAAAUCUGGCAUACUAGUGGGCGGAACGUUUAAAACAACAAACGCACACAAUCACACACAAAGAGCAGUUAGGUUGUUUUUCGCUAUAACAAAGUUUCAUAGCAAUUGCAUUUGUUGAAGUUUUGUGUGUUCGGUUAUGCGCGCUACACUGUAUUUUAACGAAUGGAAACUACGGAAAGUGCCUGGCAGUUGUCAUCCGACGUUGAAGUCAAUUCCUUUUGUAGGAGUUUUAUUGAAUGUGUACAUGCUUGGAAGGAGCGUUCGUUACUUCAUUAAAAUCGUUACUUAAUGCAACAAACAUACAUGUAUGGAACAAAAACACAUUCCAAUCUAUGAUCUAAAAUCCGCAUGAAAUUUUAUAUCUAAAUGUCCAGGAGAAAAAGACAUUUGAAAGGUUUUCUUUCUCGUUCACUAAUAGUUAGCGAACGUGGAUCGUUGAUCCGAUGUGAUAGAAGCGUAAAGAAAAAUAACAGCAAAGAGAAACAAAUUUUAACAGUAUAUUUGAAUUUAUUGUAUGCAAACCGUGCCUUCCUAAAUUGUCUGUCUUAAAAAGCGAUCGAUAUACAAGACAAAGAUUUACCCAGCCUUGAAUAUCCCCGCAUUGUUGCUUAAGCGAAUCGGCAUAGGAAAUAACAUAUAAGCGCAUACGCAGAGAGCUUACGACUCAAUCAAAAGCAAUUUCGCUUUAAUUCAACCGUUGUACUUCAAGAUAAAAAAAACCUAACAAACAGUACUUACAUACAAAUGUAAACAGAAUAGUUGUUGGAAAUGGGUAUUCAACUAUCGACUAGAAUGGCAGUCUAAGAACAAUUUCUCGUAUCUUGACGAUCCACGCAAAAGUAGCAAAGCACCACAUUCUGAACAGUAUAGUUUCGUUUCCUAUAAACAGAGCUUUUGCUCAUCAACGAUCUGAAAUGAAAUGAAGCUGAAGAAAAAUAAUUGCUCACGAGUAAAUAUCAGCAGUUUGGUUAUCAUAACAAAACAAAACUAACAUCAGAUAACUGCUAUGCAAUACCAAAUAUUAAAAGGAGUUCACAGAGUCGUGGGUAAAUUGUAUUUAAUGCCUUUUUAAGACGCAUGGUUUACCAUUGCGUAGUUAUGCAGACACCGCUAUUACAAUAGAAAACAAGCAAUUGCGUUUAACACAAACGAUAACGCGGGGUAGUGAAACAGUAAUGCUAAGUUUGACGAAAGGAAAAUCGAAAAAGUCACGUACACCGACAACGGUGCAUACACAUUCACGUAUGCAAUGCAAAACUGGAAACGUUCAUAAUCUUUGGCAGCUGGUAACAAAGAUAACAAGCAAGGCGUGAUGCAACGUUAAUGUAGCUGUUACUAUAUUUUUACCAACCCUUACUGUGGGAGCACGAAGCGCGAUCUCUGGUAUAUCCAGCAGGUGUUUUCUUCCAACUAGACUGUCCUAAGCAAUUCGUCCUGUUUUCAUCCCUCACCCAUUAUUUUCAGAGUAUUGCUCCGCCCUCAUAUAUGCGAACAUUAUUACACAGUAUUUUUUUUGUUAUUAUUCGCUUAGUUGUAGCAUAAAAAGAUAGAACGAUAGUGGAACGGAAAACAAACACCACUUUUCGAUAUUCAAAAUAAGAGGAUCACCCACGAUUUGCGACUUAUACUCACUAGGCAUAGUUUAGCAUACACAUGUUCGAUCGGCACACACUACUGUGUCAUGGCGUUUUCCUCUCACGUGAUCGGGCGUGUGUACGUAGUCAUCG